Cladophialophora psammophila CBS 110553 is the source of this 3552-nucleotide messenger RNA. RefSeq lists its product as uncharacterized. Gene Ontology annotation, molecular function: guanyl-nucleotide exchange factor activity; protein binding. Gene Ontology annotation, cellular component: plasma membrane. Bases 1 to 3552 code for a protein of 1183 amino acids. Gene Ontology annotation, biological process: positive regulation of GTPase activity; Ras protein signal transduction. The record is from RefSeq and is a predicted model, not a curated record. NCBI's taxonomy places the organism in Eukaryota, Fungi, Ascomycota, Eurotiomycetes, Chaetothyriales, Herpotrichiellaceae. The transcript has 2 exons.
AUGAGCGGCCUUUCGCCGCGCCGUCGUGCUCAGCAGGCUGCUAUGAACAGCUAUGUCGCCAGCACAGACCUUCCUCCACCUCCCCCACCCAUCUUUGUCCGUGCCCUGUAUAACUAUGAAGCCGAUGACCACACAAGCCUGAGCUUUCGCCAAGGAGAUAUAAUCCAGGUAUUGACUCAAUUAGAGAGUGGGUGGUGGGAUGGCGUCAUUAACGACGUUCGGGGCUGGUUCCCCAGCAAUUACACCGCCGAGAUCACAAAUUUGGACGAACUGAGCGAAGCGGGUAUAGGAGGCCAUGAUGAGAGUGAAACCGGGUCAGGCACUGAGGAAGAUUAUGAUGAAGAGGAGGAAGAUUCAGACGUUCACACUCAGUCUGAGGACUCGGACUUGCCGAUCGAAGGUGGCCACUCCCAGGCUCAAGAAGAAGCGGCGUUUUGGGUUCCUCAGGCGACGUCGGAUGGUCGGUUGUACUAUUUCAACACCCUGACCGGUGUCAGUACAAUGGAAUUGCCGUUGGAAACGCCAGCAAGUUCAGAUGAGAGCGGACCUCGCGAUCGCAACAAUUUUCACGUACCAGAGCAAACAAGACCGCCGCCCGAGAUGAUGGCAGGGGGUUAUGCGCAGGAUGAAGAAGACUAUGAUGGGUCUGCCUCUGAGGCUGAUGGUGAACAAUCGUUCCUGUCUUCACGCAAGAAAGGGUCCGGUUCUAUGACUUCUGGCAGUAUCUCAACCUCAACCUCCAUGGAUUCUAUCAACGUUAGUUCAGCCAGACAAUUUGGGAACCAAGCGAACAAUCCUUUUACCACCACCUUUGGAUCUCACACCGACAUCUCAAUGGCGCUGCCUCCUCUUGGGACCAGCUCAACUUCAUUCGCUGUAGGGCUGCCACCGAAACUGUCAAAAUCACCCACACCCCGAUUUUUCUUGGACGACGCAAGUGUCGCUGCCGUCACAUGGAACACCUUGGUAGAGAACAUGCGCACUGCCAUUGAGGCGUAUCGUCGUGCAAUUCACGGCCGUGCGCGUGCAGACUACCUCCGAAGGGCAGAGGACAUCUCAGAUCAUCUUCGCAUGCUGCUUGCCGCAGGCUCAGGAACAACGGAUAAUCACUCGGGCAAUCCUUCCAUAAUCUCAUCAAACAAGGCUCUGUACCCCCACUUUCGGGAGAUGAUGUCCAAGUUUUCAAAGCUCGUCCUGUCUUCGCAUAUCGCUGCCGCCGACUGGCCAGGACCCGAUGCACUGACAAAAUGUCUGCAAGAAGCCGAUGGGGUGAUGAACGGAGUGUACGGCUAUGUGGAGGUGGCCCGGCAGCAGAGAGGAGAAGAGAUUCCACGGUUGGUCCCUGGUUUUAUCUUGGGAAGUACUGUCGGGGGGAGCUGGCGAGACAACAAUAUCGAAAGCCAAACAAACUUGGAUGAAGUCUCGUUCAUGGAUUCCAACGAUGAGAUUGACUCGCGGCCAUCCGAGCCACUCGACGCAAAUCUUCUUCGACGCAUCGAAGAUUGCAAAAAGACCUUGUCAGCUGCGAUCCGUCGUCUUGAGGAGGCCCUGGUGCUCUCCGAGAAGAUCGUCACUCCUGCGCGGCAAUCUGCCAUCGGAGAUGCAAUCUGUCAAGGGGCAGGCUUUGUUCUGGAACAAUUUCGACCUUGGAUCUCCCACGUCGAAUCUAUCGAUCUCUCUGCAUUGGGAAAUGUGUUCCAGAAACCAUCGCUGGUGGAUUUUGGAUCCCAGAAACAAAAAGCCUAUGACUCGAUUGGUGAAUUGGUCGCAACUUGCCAGACUAUCACCACGCCACUUCCGGACGAAUGGGCUGAAGCGCGUGGCGAAUCGCUGGAUACUCGAAUCAACAACAUUCGAAGUGCUUGUCAACAGCUUGACACUCAUGUGUCCAAUGUUGGCUAUGCAUUAGAGCUAUUGCUUCCUGCUACCAGCCUAACCCCAGCUAUCACUACUAACAAGCGGGAGCAUCGUGUGACAGACGGAGGUGAAACAUAUCAGACUCACCACCUUCGAUCUGAUUCAAAACACGGUGCUAAUCUGCGGCCUGCCUUGGCAGAUCUUGGUCAGUCAAAGUCAUACACGCUUGGUGAAGAUCCGAUGGCAGACAAGCUGCGCCGACCUCCGACCAAGGACAAGGCGAGGCAAUUUUUUGGACAGAUACCGCCAGAUUUGAACCCUGUCAAAACAAAUAUUGAACCAAGCUUCCCUGCGGACGAAGUGCCGUGGUAUCUACAACUUGACCAUGCAAACGAAGUAACAUAUGAUACCAAAAACGAACCUCCUCAAGUCAAAAGUGGCUCGCUUACCGCGCUUGUCGAACAGCUUACCCGGCAUGAUCGAGUGGAUACGACCUUUACAACGACCUUCUUGCUCACCUAUCGUUCGUUCACGUCAGCUUCGGAGCUAUUUGAACUUUUGGUAAGGCGGUUCAACCUUCAGCCACCUGCCGGCUUAAAUCGAGAUGAAUAUUCCAUCUGGGAAGAGCACAAGCAAAAACCAGCUAGAUUUAGAGUGCUGAACAUACUCAAAUCGUGGCUGGAGCAGUAUUGGAUGGAGACCGACGAUGGCAAUAGUCAAGCAUUGCUUGAGCGAAUGCUGGCCUUUGCAAAGAGUACAUACACCACGACAAAGAUCCCGCUGGCUAAGGCUCUGACAUCAAUCAUUGACCAGCGGUUGAAAGGAGGAGAAGCUUUGUCAAAGAAGCUGGUGCUGACUCUCACCAAUUCUGCCCCUGCUCCUAUUUUGCCCAAGAACAUGAAGAAGCUCAAAUUUCUGGAUAUUGAUCCCAAAGAGUUUGCGAGGCAACUUACCAUCAUUGAAUCGAAACUAUAUGGCAAGAUCAAACCUGUAGAAUGUCUGGCCAAAACAUGGGAGAGGAAGAGCAAAUCUGACAGCAAUGACACUGCUCCAAACGUGCAAGCUCUCAUCUUUCAUUCAAACCAGUUGACCAACUGGGUUUCUGCGAUGAUUUUGGGGCAAGCAGAGGUGAAGAAAAGAGUGGUCAUCAUCAAACAUUUUGUGCUGAUUGCUGAGCAAUGUCGUGUCUUGAACAAUUUCUCGGCUGUGACGGCCAUCAUUUCAGCACUCGGCACGGCCCAUAUAGUCCGGCUCAAUCGAACCUGGCAAGGAGUCAACCCUAAGACGAAUGCGAUCCUCGAGUCGAUGCGGAAUUUGAUAGCAUCUUCGAAGAACUUUGCACUGUAUCGCGAAACACUGCGUCAGGCAAACCCACCUUGCAUCCCCUUUUUGGGUGUUUACUUGACCGAUUUGACCUUUAUUGAAGAUGGGAUUCCUUCACUUGCCAAGAAUACAGAGUUGAUUAAUUUCGCUAAACGGACCAAAACCGCCGAAGUCAUUCGAGAUAUUCAGCAGUAUCAGAAUGUGCCUUAUAGUCUCCAUCCGGUUCCCGAAUUGCAGGAGUGGAUUUCGGAGAACAUGAGAAAUGCUGGAGACUCGCAUGACGACAUGUUCGCUCAGAGUCUCAAGGUCGAACCACGCGAGCGAGAAGAAGAGAAAAUUGCCCGACUCCUGUCCGAAUCGGGAUUUCUGUGA